This is a messenger RNA of Lolium rigidum, 1170 nucleotides long. RefSeq names its product E3 ubiquitin-protein ligase ATL4-like. The transcript has a single exon. Bases 1 to 1083 code for a protein of 360 amino acids. The record is from RefSeq and is a predicted model, not a curated record. NCBI's taxonomy places the organism in Eukaryota, Viridiplantae, Streptophyta, Magnoliopsida, Poales, Poaceae.
AUGGCCUCCUUCUUCCCGCCGCCCGCGCCACCGUACGGCGGAGACCCCCUCGCCGUCACCAUCCCACCCUCAAUGCCGCCGCCGGCUCCGCCCUCCUCGUCGCUCAACCUCUCCCCCUCGCUCCUCAUCAUCGCCGCCCUCCUCGCCUUCGUCUUCUGCGCCUCCGUCUCCAUCCACUUCCUCCUCCGCUGCCUCUCGCGGCACCCGUCUCCUCCGGCCCCGAGCUCCCUCCCCAGGGCCCACCGCGUCUCCGCCACCCCGUCCGAAGCCGGGGCGGCUGAAGUCGUCCCUCCGGCGAGGCCCGCGGCGGCGGCGGGCGAGGACGUCGACGAGGAGAAGGAGCGGCUGAUCGCGUCGCUGCCGCUCUUCACAAUGGCGUCGGCGCUGGCGGCGCUGCCCAAGAGCUCCCCGGACUGCGCCGUGUGCCUGUCGCCCUUCGUGCCCGACGCGGAGCUGCGGCUGCUCCCGGCGUGCCGGCACGCGUUCCACGCCGCCUGCGUCGACGCCUGGCUCCGCACCACCCCGUCCUGCCCGCUCUGCCGCGCCGCCAUCUCCCUCCCGCACCCGCCGCUCCCCGCCGCCUACACCGCCGCCGCGCAGCAGGAGCCGCUGGGCUCGAGGAGCAGCCUCGGCAGCAACUCCAGGAGCUUCCGCGUGGAGAUCGGCAGCGUGAGCAACCGCCGCUCGUCCGCCGCGGACGACCGCCGCACCUACUCCCUCGGCUCCUUCGACUACCGCGUGGACGAGGAGGUGGAGGCCGUCGUGGCGCGCAUCGCGCGCCCCGCCGCGGCGGCCAAGUCGGCGUCGGCGGCCGGGCCGCAGGGCCCGGGCGAGGCGCUGGCGGAGGCGGCCGGGUCACGCGGGUGGCUGCGGGAGUACGUGGACCGGCUGGCCUCGUCGGCGUCGUCCCUCUCCGGGCGGUGGAGCGCGCGGUGGAGCCAGGGCCACCACAGCCACCGGCAGGAGGAGUCGUGGCAGUGGGACCCGGAGGCGGCGUCGGGGGCGGCCAUUCCGGCGCCGCGGGCGGCGGACGAGGACGAGCAGGGCUUCAUGGGCCUCUACCGCUGGAUCGUCGGCGUAUAGGAGGAUCCGAUCCGCCGGUCUCAAAUUUCGGAAACCUCGCGGAAUUGUUUUUUUGUCCAGCAACUUGCAUAUUACUUUAGGAAGUCU